Messenger RNA from Aricia agestis (brown argus), 1416 nucleotides. RefSeq lists its product as uncharacterized. Bases 47 to 970 code for a protein of 307 amino acids. Lineage: Eukaryota; Metazoa; Arthropoda; Insecta; Lepidoptera; Lycaenidae. The record is from RefSeq and is a predicted model, not a curated record. The transcript has 2 exons.
UAAUAACAAACUAAAACUAAAUAUUAAUUCUUCAAAAAGCUCAGUUAUGACUUUUGGUAAAAGUCAAUGUAAUGUUCAAGUUAAAUGUAAUAAUGAAAUCAUCUCACUAGUAAAUGAACAUAAAUUUCUAGGUAUAGUUUUAGAUAACAAACUUAAAUUUAAUGUACAUAUAGAUUAUAUAUGUAAUAAAGCUUACAAGCGACUCAAUAUAUUGAGAUGUUUAGCAGGAGUUUUUUGGGGUGCUGAUCCAAAAAUUCUCUCAAUGUUGUAUAAAAGUUUAGUUAGGAGCCACUUUGACUAUAGUUGCUUAGCAUAUAUUAAUGCUAGCGCUAGUCUUCUAAAAAAGUUAGAUAUCAUUCAAAAUCAAGCACUGCGCAUUAUAACUGGUGCGAUGAAAUCCACCCCUAUAAACUCAAUGGAAGUUGAAACUUAUAUUCCUCCUUUAUUCUUGAGACGACUCAUGUUAGCUAAGAAAUACUUUGUUAAGAUGAUUGCAAUUAAGUCCUCACUUCCUGUAAGAAAACUUAAAGUAUCUGAGGAAAUAACUAGUUUAUUAGAUUCUUCUGUAAUAACAUCACAAAUUAUUUCUACAAGGAUUUUGCCACAGAUGCCGACUUUGUUACAGUUGGUUUUAAAUAUGACAAAUGACAUUUAUUCUAGUGAUCUAUGGCCAAUUUAUGACAACUUUGAAGGUUCUCUAGAGAAAAAAUAUUUGGUAACAACUGGAGACAUCUAUGGUAAGACCGACUUUCUCAGUUUUAUAGAAAAGAAAACAGACUUUUACAAAAUCUAUACAGAUGGGUCGAAAACUAUAGAUGAGGUUAAAUCGGCUUAUUAUGAUGAAUUUCUGGAUGUUACCAAAUGUUUUAUAAUCAGUAAUAUGUGUUCUAUCUACACAGCCGAAUGUUAUGCUGUUUAUAUGGCAUUACAAUAUAUAAAAACUUUGUCAUAUAGGAAUUGCUGGAAAUGAGAGGGCGGAUACAGCCUCUAGAGGACCACCAGAUGAGGAUCAUAAGGACAUCAUAAAAGUGCCAUUUACAGACCUCUUUUUGACUGUCAAAGAUGAAAUGUUUGAGCUAUGGAAAAGAAUCUGGAAUAUAGUAAAGGUUAAUAAGGGUAAAUGGUACAGUGACAUAAAGAAAGAUUUUUCAAUCCCAUGGUAUUACACUGUACAGUUUGAAUCAAGAAAAUUCACAUCAGUAAUAACAAGGAUGAGAUUUGGACAUUGCUUGGUCCCCUCCCACCUCCAUAAAUUAAGAAUUUUAGAUGAUGCAAAAUGCCCCAAAUGCUUAGAAAAUGAUGCUGACCUCAAACAUAUAAUCUUUGAUUGCAAAGCACUAGGUCUGGACAGAAUUUUACUCUGCUCUGAAAUAGAUAAAAUUUGUAAAGAUGAAGAUAUAAGUGUACCCCGCCGCC